GUCAUGAAAAGUUUUUAGAAAAAGUUUCUGAAGUGAAAGGCCUCAAGUUUAUAUUUGGAUGAGAUUUUUCUGGGAAGGACUUUUCAGUCUUAGAAAACAAGUGAGAUUGUGGGAGAAAGAUUUUGUCCCUAAACAGGCAGUGAAGAAGGAAGAUACUUUACCUCUUUUCACCUGAUUGGUCAAGGGGAUGCUGCCCCAGUUCCCCAAAUACAGUUUGAAACCCGAGAGCACAGUGUAAGAGAUGCAGUGUGUGACCAUCCAAAUGUUGUCAUAAUUUCCCUCCCCCAUCUGCUGUAGACCCUGGAAGAUCACCCGUUACCCACUUGGUUUUGGAUUUGUUCUGAGAAGGCGUCUUAGUUCGUGGACGAGCUCUUGGUCAUGCAUCCCUUCUUGAGGCUCCUGCCCUGGUUGGUCAUCUAGCCCGUCAUCUUUUUUUCUUGCAUCUCCCAGCACAGGCUUCAGCUUGACAAAAGCACAAGGCUUUGCUCUGUCAAAACAUUCCCAGUGAAUCCACACUCUCUUGAGUGCUCUGUGUCGACAUUCUGGGAUGGGAACUGGGAGCCGGCAGGGGCAGUCUCAGUGGCCUAAUGCUCGCACCAGGUUUGGCUGGUUGGGAGCCAUUUCGGAGCUGUGGCCGCUUUGUAGCCCAGCAGUUUUGCUUGCAUACAGGACUUUCCAGCUGCCAGUGGCCCUCGUCCUCGGAUGCAGACUUGAUCUUGAUACAAAAGCACAGUCUCUUGCCAUGGGAUUGGCGGCCUCGCCAGAGUCUCUUGAGCUCCUUGCUGUAUCCUUGGGGCCAGUAUCCUGCUGCUUCCUUGUACCCCACAGAGGUGUUCAGAUUUGUUGAGGAUUCAGGUUGGCUCACCUACUGCCAGCCCAGGAGCACCACUUGCUUAUAUAACCAGGCUCCUCCUCUGCUUUUCCUUGGAGUCCCCCUCCUCUUGUUCCUGUAUGAAAGCGUGUGCUGCACCCCGAAUCUUGUCUGUCCUGUGAUGUACAAGCGUUGCUUAUUUUCUAUUUAUCGCAGCAGUUGGGGAGUGUAGAUGAAGGGGUGGUUGUCUUUUAUUUGUAACAUGCAUGUGGGAAGGGGCCGACUCCCUUGGCUUUGUAGGAAGAGCUGAAAGUUGGGGUGCAGCAGUCACUCGGUGACCCCACAUCAGUGGCUUCCCUGCGCCUUGGAGGGAUGAAUCUACUCUGGCUAAGUGGCGUUGAUGGCCGGGAGAGCUCACUGGUUUAGUGCGUGUUUCCAUAUAAAGAUCUGUGUUCCACCGAAUCGCCUUGUCAGCUUCUCAUUGGUGGGGGCUGUGGCUGGGGUCUUCACGCCUCGGGAGCUUCGCAGCCGGGCGCGGCCGCCGCCUUCCGAGCCGGGCCGGCCUCUCGACCGCGGCGCACCGUAUUGCUCGGGAAGGCUGGCCGCCUCUUCUCCGCGGCCCGCCCUCGCCGCCUCCCCUUUAAAGGACGUAGCCUCGGCGGUGCCGCCCAGACGAGCGGAGCGCCCGUCCUCGCGGCCGACGGCCCCCGCCGCCCGCCCGCUGGCCAUGCUGAGGGCGCCGCUGCCGUUGUUGCUGCUGCUGCCGCUGCUGCCCCUGUCCGGGGCCGCGGCCUGGCCGGCAGAGAAGCGCGUGGUGCAGAAGGAGGCGGCCUUCGAGCGGCUCUACGGCGACGCGGUGAACGAGAAGCUGCUCAACAUCUACGCCUUCAAUCAUACCGUCUCGCGCAACCGGACCGAGGGCGUCCGGGUGUCGGUGAACGUGCUCUCCGAGCAGAAGGAGAGGCCGGUGCUCUUCGUGGUGCGGCAGAAGGAGGCGGUGGUCUCCUUCCAAGUGCCCUUAAUCCUCCGCGGCCUGUUCCAGAGGAAGUAUCUCUACCAAGAUGUCAGCCGCACUUUGUGCCAGCCUCCAACCAAGAGUGAGGUCGAGAUGCAAUUCUUCUUUGUGGACGUCUCCACCCUCUCGGCCAGCAACGCCUCUUACCAACUGCGGGUCUCCCGUGUGGAGAAUUUUGUACUCAGGACAGGUGAGCGGUUCACUUUCAACGCCACAGCAGCCCAGCCACAGUACUUCAAGUACGAGUUCCCAGAGGGGGUGGACUCUGCCAUCAUUAAGGUGACCUCAUCCACAGCUUUCCCUUGUUCGGUCAUUUCCGUCCAGGACAUUCUGUGUCCCGUCUACGAUCUGGAUAACAACGUGGCUUUUAUUGGCACAUACCAGACCAUGACCAAGAAGGCAGCCAUCACAGUGCAGAAGAAGGAUUUCCCCAGCCAGAGUUUCUAUGUGGUCGUGGUAGUGAAGACUGAAGAUGAAGCUUGUGGGGGACCUUUACAUUACUACCCUUUUUCCAAAGAUGAACCUGUUGACCAAGGCAACCGCCAGAAAACCUUGGACGUUGUGGUGACCCCUGCUGUCAGUUCAGAGGCCUAUGUGAACGGGAUCCUCUUCUGCCUGGGCGUUUUCUUGUCCUUCUACAUACUGGCAGUGCUCAUUGUCUGCUGGGAGAACUGGCGGCAGCAGAAGCGGAGGCAGCAGCAGCUCCGGCUCCUGAGUGCUGUGGACACACCGUGCUCUGAUGGGAGUGUGCGAGCUUCUCUCCUUGGGAAUCCCCAGGACCUCCCGGAUUCCUUCCACGGACACCCUCCUCUUGGCAGUCAGAGUUACGGGUCCUUUGCAGACACUGGGUCAGCUGCCAGCAGCGAGAAUGUCACGGACAGCCUGCUUUCCACGGAAACCUCUUCCAAUUACGCUGGGCAGGAUCUGUGCCAGCAGCGGCAGAGACACUGGGCAGCCUUUGCAAUGGAUCGCUCCUUAGAGAACCUGGUGGGACGCCCCCGGCUCGACUCGCUCAGCUCCGUGGAAGAGGAUGAUUACGACACACUGGCCGACAUCGAGUCAGACAAGAACGUCAUUCGCACCAAGAAAUUCCUGUGUGUUGCAGAUCUGGCCCGCAAAGAUAAGCGAGUAUUACGGAAGAAAUACCAGAUUUACUUUUGGAAUAUUGCCACCAUCGCUGUCUUCUAUGCCCUCCCAGUCAUCCAGCUGGUCAUCACCUACCAGACGGUGGUGAACGUGACGGGGAACCAGGACAUCUGCUACUACAACUUCCUCUGCGCACACCCUCUGAGCAACCUCAGCGCCUUCAACAACAUCCUCAGCAACCUGGGCUAUGUCCUGCUGGGCCUGCUCUUCCUGCUCAUCAUCCUGCAGCGCGAGAUCCACUACAACCGGGCCUUGGUGCGCAACGACUUCCAGGCUGUGGAGUGUGGCAUUCCCAAACACUUCGGCCUCUUCUACGCCAUGGGCACCGCCCUCAUGAUGGAAGGCCUUCUGAGUGCGUGCUACCACGUGUGCCCCAACUACACCAACUUCCAGUUUGACACAUCGUUCAUGUACAUGAUUGCCGGGCUGUGCAUGUUGAAACUGUACCAGAAGAGGCACCCCGAUAUCAACGCCAGCGCCUACAGCGCCUACGCCUGCUUGGCCGUCAUCAUCUUCUUCUCGGUCGUGGGGGUGGUCUUUGGCAAAGGAAACACGGCCUUCUGGAUCAUCUUCUCGGUCAUCCACAUCCUGUCCACACUGCUGCUCAGCACCCAACUGUACUACAUGGGCCGCUGGAAACUGGAUUCUGGCACCUGGCGCAGGAUCUUCCAUGUGCUGUACACAGACUGCAUCCGGCAGUGCAGUAGGCCCAUGUACAUGGAUCGGAUGGUGCUGCUGGUGAUGGGCAACUUCAUCAAUUGGUCUCUGGCGGCCUAUGGCCUGAUCAUGCGCCCCAACGACUUCGCCUCCUACCUGCUGGCCAUCGGGAUCUGCAACCUGCUGCUCUACUUUGCCUUCUACAUCAUCAUGAAGCUCCGGAGUGGCGAGCGUCUGCUGCUGGUCUCCCUGCUCUGCAUCGUCUGCACCUCCGUGGUGUGGGGCUUCGCCCUCUUCUUCUUCUUCCAGGGCCUGAGCACCUGGCAGAAAACUCCGGCUGAAUCCCGAGAGCACAACCGGGAGUGCCUCCUGCUGGGCUUCUUCGACGACCACGACGUCUGGCACUUCCUCUCCUCCAUCGCCAUGUUUGGCUCCUUCCUGGUCUUGCUGACAAUGGAUGAUGACCUGGAUUGUGUCCAGCGUGACAAGAUUUAUGUCUUCUGAAGGAUUGGACAGGUCUCCUGCUGGCGGGUGCUGGGGCCACAGCUGUGUGCUCCCCCCUCACCAAGGCCUCAAAAGAGUGCAGAAGGGGAAUGAAGUUGCCCUCCUAAGCCUCUGAAAGCUGAGCCAGGGCAAUGGGUUCAAAUGCUGCCUGGGUUGCCUCUCUGUCAGUUUCCUUCCUCGGCCAACAACAGAGAGAAAAGCCCCUUCUGUUGGUGUCCAGCAGAAGCUGCAGGCGGAACAGCUGGGCUCCUGUUCAGCGGGGCAGCCCUCGGAAACUGACUCUGCUCCCUUCCUUGGUGCCUGCAUUGACCUCCGAAGGGGCCUCCCCUGUGAGGUAGCUGCCUUCUUUGCUGAGCAGGGAGUAAUGGCCACUCGGGCCCCCUCCUGCAGCAUUGUCCAGGCAGGGGGGAGCCUCCUCCUCAAGCCCUGUGGGUGCCUAUGGGGAGGAAGUGGGCCCAGGAGCCUCCUCAAUGCAGGUUAGAGGGGCUGAAGGUCUGCGCAGCUGAGCGGUCCCUGGAGCCCCUCCCUAGUUUUGACCCCCCCCCCAAGCAAGCCAGCUCUGGUUUCCUGGGUGGGGGGGGAGGCAGCUUCUGCAGAUAGUCACCAUGAUGCAGGGGCUGCACAUGGAGGAGGGGCGGGGUGACAGGAGAAGAUCAGAAGGGCCAGUUCAGGAGGCGGAAGCCGAGUGCUCCCAUUCAACAAUUGGGCCUUCCCUCCAUAUUUGACCAUUCCUGGUUUUGGAUUGCAGCUGAGACGGUUUUCCUUUGAAAUGGUUCUUGGUAUAAAACACUGUUGAAGAAAAUUGGCAUUUUGAUCUCUACAGAUGCUGCUGCCCAAUGCAAGUGAUAAAAGAUGGCCUUGC
Molecule: messenger RNA, 4995 nt
Organism: Crotalus tigris (Tiger rattlesnake)
Lineage: Eukaryota; Metazoa; Chordata; Lepidosauria; Squamata; Viperidae
Gene: SIDT2
Product: SID1 transmembrane family member 2
Exons: 28
Coding region: 1212-4133 (973 amino acids)
Cellular component (GO): membrane
Source: RefSeq, a predicted model, not a curated record